CCACUCCACGACCACUGCCACACAGACUCUGACUUCAUCACACCAGCGGCUGAUAUAUUUUUGGCUUCAUUUUUGAACAACAGGAAGAAGUGGAGAUGUGUCGUCCAUCUUUAUUUACAGUCUACGUUUUUUCCGGUUUCAGACUUAAGAUACAAAAUUAGUAACAUUACUCGAAAUUAUUGGUCAGAAUAUUAUAUCCCACCACAUCAUGAUACAGAACAUUGACUUUCAGCUGUGGGGUCAUCAAAGGUCAUCCAAAUGUAAUUUGUUAGUGAAGUGGACAAAUACACAAUAGAUACAAAAUGGCUGAAAAGCAAGAAAAGGUGAUGAUUAUUAGCGAGUGCUGAGUUACUCGUUACUUCAAACGUUUCCACAGCGACGAGUCAAACAGACUUCAGGCCCGUGUGUCAGCGGUGUUCAAUAACGUGCAGGUUCACGAUCACGUCCAACACGUCGUGAUACAGACAAAUGAAUCACUCCAGAUGGCCGACAUUUGGAUUCAGCCUCCCCCUCUACUUCCUGUCAGCUGAUUCUCUGUGUCACCUGGACAGGUGGAAUCUGUUGUCGGGGUUCAGUCAGUUGGUCAAUAACGUUGCCGCCAAUGUGUCCGAAGUUCUGCAGGUUAAAAGUCCAACUGACGACGAGUCGCAGACGAAGUUACAUCAGCAGUUUGAGAUGUAUAAGGACCAGGUGAAGAAGCUGGGGGAGGAGCCUCAGGCCGCUCAGACAGCGAGGGCGGAGUCUCUGACCUGUGGCAUCUGUCGCAUAACGAAGUUCGCUGAUGGCUGCGGCCGAGCGUGCUGCUACUGUCAGAGCCGCUUCUGUGCCCGCUGCGGGGGGCGGGUUCCUCUCAGAGCCAAUAAGGUGAUGUGGGUUUGUAACGUGUGCAGGAGGAAGCAGGAGAUUCUCACUCAGUCGGGCGAGUUUCAUUCCAACACAACGUUGCUGUCUGUCAACCACACGUCACAGGGGUUGCCGGAGGGAACAAGGCCCUUGAGCAACGGAGACACAGAGCGGCGGCGGAGCCCCUCAGGGUCUAAUUACGAUGGUGGGGGCGACCUCGGUCUGGACUACUCCACUCACUUGUCACAGGGUUACCAUGGCAACGGGGAGGCGGCUCUACGGGCUCAGAGGCGACCAAUCAGAGACAGACGAGGCCGCUGGCACUCACAGGACCAUCCUCUGGACAAGGACCUGGACGCUCGUGAGCUGCGGCGGCGGCAGGAAGAAGAGUUUCAGGCCCGUUACCGUAGUGACCCAAACCUGGCUCGUUAUCCGGUGAAGCCGCAGCCAAGUGAGGAGGCCAUGAGAAUGUUAGCUCAAGUCGGCAGGGUCCGUCAUCAGCGUCGCCACAGUGACGUCUCCCUGGCAACUGCUGAGCCUGACCACCUGACCCUGAGACACACAGUUCACCGUCACAAUCGACCUCAGGGAUUGUUCGGAUCUGAAGGUCAGAGGUCAUUCUCUGUGGACCGGGCAUCUAAUCACAUGAGCCCCACGUCUCCCCGCCGCAGCCCAUUACCGCAGCAACACCUGGACCCGAGCUCCGCCCAUAAGAGGAAGCCAGCCAAUGAGAGCAUGGUGCAGAGAGGGCGGGGGAUGGGGAAGAUGCACGUGAUUGGUAGCUUCAGCAGCUCUGAGGAGGAGCUAGUGACCACUCCAGAGUACACCAGCUGUGACGAGCCUGACAGAGACAUGGACAGCCAAUGGUGGGAUCAUGGUUCCUGGCAUGGCGAGCCUGUGCCCAUGUCUAUGCAUCCGGUCACAUGGCAAACGUCCAAGGAUGGAGAGCGUCUGAUUGGUCGAAUUCUUCUGAACAAGAGGAUGAAGGACGGGACAGUUCCUGCGGAUACGGGAGCGCUGCUGGGACUCAAGGUUGUUGGUGGGAAGAUGACGGAGUCUGGUCGUCUCUGUGCGUUCAUCACCAAGGUGAAGAGAGGAAGUCUGGCUGACACUGUGGGACACCUGAGACCAGGUGAUCAGGUUCUGGAGUGGAACGGCAGGGUUCUUCAGGGAGCCACGUUUAAUGAAGUUUAUAACAUCAUCCUGGAGUCUAAACCAGAACCACAGGUGGAGCUGGUGGUGUCCCGACCCAUCGGAGACGUUUCCAGGGCUUCAGAUGGGUCCCACAUCCAGCUGGACUCCAGUUCCAGUUCCUUCGACUCACAGAAAGUCGGCCCGUCCAUCUCAGUCACAUCUCCCAUGAGCCCCAGUGUUCUCUCUGGACAAGUCUCGACUGUGAACAGGCGUCCUCUGGUUCCCAGAAUUCAGGUGAAGCUCUGGUACGAUAAAGUCGGUCAUCAGCUAAUCGUCACAGUUCUUGGAGCCAAAGAACUUCCCUCCCAAGAUGACGGCCGACCCAGGAACCCUUACGUCAAGAUAUACUUCCUGCCUGACAGAAGUGAUAAAAGUAAGCGGAGGACGAAGACGGUAAAGAAGUCGUUGGAACCUCGGUGGAAUCAGACUUUCAUGUACUCUCCGGUCCACCGGCGGGAGUUCAGAGAACGAAUGCUGGAGCUGACAGUCUGGGAUCAGGCCCGGCUCAGAGAGGAGGAGAGUCAGUUCCUGGGAGAGGUGCUGAUUGAACUGGAGUCUGCUCUGUUGGACGAUCAGCCUCACUGGUACAAGCUACAGCUUCACGAUGGUUCCUCUCUGCCACUGCCCAGUGCCUCCCCCUACCUGCAGAGGAGAGGACUGCAGCCUGAACACAGUCAGACCAGCAGGAGGCUGCAGAAUAAAGGUCCUUACUGUUACUCAGGGUCUCAGAGGAUCAGUGACAGUGAGUUCUCAGAUUACGACUGUGAAGACGGCAUCGGGGUGAUAUCAGACUACAGACAGAAUGGGCGUGACUUCCAUAGUUCCACCCUCUCAGUGCCAGAGCAAGUGAUGUCGACCAAUCACUGCUCCCGAUCCGAUUUGGUCAGGAUGAGGUCACGGUCACCGAGCCAACCGCCUCCUCACAGUGGCAACCCUCUGUACCCGUUGUAUCGAGAAGACGCCGUGCGACUAUUGCGAGGUUCAAAGCUGAGCAGAGCGUAUUCUGACGCCGGCCAGUACAGCAGUCUGGACAGGAGAUCACUGAGGAAAAUGUCUGUUACCAACUCGCUCGAUUCUCAUGACAGAUAUAUGAACGGUCCGUACCACGCUCCCUGGACAAACCCCAUGAUGAAUGGGAACUGUGAGGACUACAGUCAGGACUUCAUCCCAGACUUCCCCUACGAACCCGACACCUACGACGAGGAACUGCACAGGUACAGCCGGGGUAUGGACCGGCGGUAUUACUACAGUCGCUCUCGGUCAGCUGACCAGCGUGCGAUGGCGGACCAACCGCUUUACACACGCUCACACUCCACAGACCGAUCUGACUUCGUCCACCUGAGGUCUGGACGCUCCGCCCCCCCCUCACCUGCCUGCACCAGAGCCAAUCCUCAAAGUGGAUCGACCCAGACGAGUCCGUCGGGAACACCAGUCUGUGGCCGCCGAGUUCGCCAGCUGCCCAUUGUCCCACCCAAAGGAGCUCUGGACAGAAAUGGAGAACUCCCUGACACUGUGCAGACAGUUUUGGCCACGUCUACCACAGGAGCACCACCUGCAGCCCCUCCCACUGCCCACAUACAAACCCCUCCUAUUGGCAUUCAACCACUACCUCCUCUUAUACGAAUCCAAGCCCCGCCUCCUCCUGGAACUGUACAGCCUCACCCACCCCCUUCACCUGCACCUAUACCUGUACCAGCACCAGCACAUGAACCUGUACAUGCAAAUGCACCAGCCCCUGCACCUGCACCUGCACCUGCACCUGCACCUGCACCUGCACCUGCACCUGCACCUGCACCUGCACCUGCACCUGCACCAGCCCAUGCACCUGCACCUGCACCUGCACCUGCACCAGCACCUGCACCAGCACCAGCACCUGCACAUGCACAUGCACAUGCACCUGCACAUGCACCUGCACCUGCACCAUCUGUGGGAGCCCCAUCCCCGGCUCCUACAAUUUUACCUACUUCUACACCAGCACCUCCAGCUUCCCCAGCCCAACCAACACACACAACAGCCACCCAAGCCCCACCCCCUGUGCUUGCACCUAUGCCAGCCCCACUCCCAGCUCCUGUAGUCCAAUCACAGUCACCUCUUGAACCAGCCCUGCCCCCUGCACCUACUCCAACACCUGCCCCCUCCCCAGCCCCGCCCCCACAGACUCCAGAGCCUGAAAUAUGCUCAGCAACAUCUGGAGGGACCAGAAAAGAGGUCACAUGGGAGGACCAGCAAAAGAAAGCUGCCAAUGGUGUGAUGACGGAUCCAUCCAAGAUGAGGGACAGCUUGUCCUUUAAAUCGUCAGACAGUGACGUCAGCGACGUGUCGGCCAUGUCCAACGCCUCCGACACGCGAUCUGUACGCAGAAUUAGCCGGUCGGAGGCCCUAGAAGGUCAAUCAGUGGAGUUGGGGGCGGGAACAGAGGGAAAACAGGAAGUAGCGGCAGAGGGCGGAGCCUUACUGCAGAAGAGCGAAUCGAUGGAAGAGGCCGAGGAGGAGGAGGAGGAGGAGGAGGCCAAGCCUUCAAAGCCGGCACCGGCGGCCGGAGCUCCUCUCAUGAAGUCCUCAAGUGUCGGGGGGGAAAUCUGUUCGUUGGGCAGGAAUGACGACGACGACGAUGACAAGAAGCGACGCUCGAGUUUCGGAGCGAGGAUGAUGGGGAUGGUCGGACUGGGAAAGAAGAGUCAGAGCGCCUCGCAGCUCAACCCAGAGGAGGAGGAGAAGAAGAAGAAGGUGGUGAGACUUCCUGUCCAGAGGAGCAUAGAAACCGGUUUGGCUGUUGAGUUCAAAUCUCGUUUCACCAGACAACCGAGUCGUGACCCGGACGCCGACGACCCCAAACCUGGAGCGCUGAUAUUUCCGGGUGUGAAGUUGGCAACGGACCAACAGUUCACUGGGUUCCUGGAAGGAUUAGGCCCCGCCCAGCUGGCUGGACGGCAGACUCUGGCCACGCCCCCCAUGGGUGACAUCCAGAUUGGGAUGGUGUUCAGAAAGGAGCGUCUGGACGUGGAGGUGAUUCGAGCCCGGGGGCUUGUGGGUAAACAAGGCAACAAGAACACUCCAGCUCCGUAUGUGAAGGUGUACCUGAUGGAUAACGGGAAGUGUGUUCUGAAGAGGAGAACUCGUCUGGCAAGAAAAACACUGGAUCCACUUUAUCAACAACAGCUGCAGUUUGAGGAGAAUCCAGAGGGAAAAGUCCUGCAGAUCAUCGUGUGGGGAGACUACGGCAGGAUGGACCAUAAAUCCUUCAUGGGUGCUGCUCAGAUCCUAUUGGACGAUCUAGACCUGUCCAACAUGGUGAUUGGCUGGUUUAAACUGUUUCCUGCCACCUCAUUGGUGGACCCUGCCUUGGCACCUCUGACCAAUAAGGAGACCGAGGGCAAGUCGUAGUGUCAAGAAGCAGGACUAACGAUACCAUCACAGUAACGGUCCAGAGGGGGAGGAGGGGACAUGCUGUGUCCGGGCGGGACCUUCGAAAAAGUCCCAUGAUUCUCCUCUGCUGUUGCAUGCUGCAUGAUGACAUCACAGUGAUGUGUAACAGCGUCAUGCAAUGUCACUGGGAGGAGAAGGGAGGCUCCACCCCCUGAUGGUGACACAAAACGACCCAUACACAGGACAAGGCCUCGUACUAAAGGAUGCUGGGAAAGGACAAGAGAGGCCAUGUGAUCUCCAGUUGCCAGCCAAUCACAGCAGCUCCUCAGGAGUCAUGUGACUGUUACGAGGCAUGUCCAGAACCCAUAGACUCAGUCCGUCACCUGAUAGUUUCCAUGGCGAUGCAGGAAUACGGAGUUCUGGUUCUUUUUGUUUUUGCAUGGAACGAUGAGUAGAACAUAAAAACAUCCACUGUGAAAAACUUUAAAGAAAAUGAGAACAUCGCCUGCAAAGUAAAAAUAAAAAGAUUCUCAAAGA
This is a messenger RNA of Hippoglossus stenolepis (Pacific halibut), 5940 nucleotides long. RefSeq names its product regulating synaptic membrane exocytosis 2b (gene rims2b). The coding region runs from base 469 to 5421 and encodes 1650 amino acids. Gene Ontology annotation, biological process: intracellular protein transport; calcium ion-regulated exocytosis of neurotransmitter; regulation of membrane potential. Gene Ontology annotation, molecular function: transmembrane transporter binding; small GTPase binding. The transcript has 38 exons. Gene Ontology annotation, cellular component: presynaptic membrane; cytoskeleton of presynaptic active zone. The record is from RefSeq and is a predicted model, not a curated record. Lineage: Eukaryota; Metazoa; Chordata; Actinopteri; Pleuronectiformes; Pleuronectidae.